Messenger RNA from Talpa occidentalis (Iberian mole), 7408 nucleotides. It is a transcript of the gene RFLNB, whose product is annotated as refilin B. Lineage: Eukaryota; Metazoa; Chordata; Mammalia; Eulipotyphla; Talpidae. The coding region runs from base 84 to 740 and encodes 218 amino acids. Gene Ontology annotation, biological process: actin filament bundle organization; skeletal system morphogenesis; negative regulation of bone mineralization involved in bone maturation. The record is from RefSeq and is a predicted model, not a curated record. The transcript is spliced from 3 exons. Gene Ontology annotation, cellular component: actin filament bundle. Gene Ontology annotation, molecular function: filamin binding.
GGGCGGGCAGCGGCCCCGGCCCGCGUCUGCGCCCCUGCGCCCCUCGCUCGCCCGCGGCCCCCGGCCCCGCCGCGCGCGCAGCCAUGGUGGGCCGCCUGAGCCUGCAGGAUGUGCCCGAGCUCGUGGACACGAAGAAGAAGGGCGACGGCGUCCUGGACAGUCCGGACUCGGGGCUGCCCCCCAGCCCCAGCCCCAGCCACUGGGGGCUCGCGGCGGCCGCGGGCAGCGGCGGCGGCGGGGAACGCGCGCCAGCCCCCGGGGCGCUGGAGCCCGACGCGGCGGCGACUCCCGUGGUCCCGAAUCCAGCAUCUCUCCCCAACCCCCUGGCGCCGGGCUGCUCGCCAAGGUUAUGCCCCCUGUCCUUUGGCGAAGGAGUGGAGUUUGACCCCUUACCACCAACGGAAGUAAGGUACACUUCCUCAGUCAAGUACGACUCAGAGCGGCACUUCAUCGACGAUGUCCACCUGCCCCUGGGCCUGGCCGUGGCCUCCUGUAGCCAGACGGUCACCUGCAUCCCCAAUUGCACGUGGCGCAACUACAAGGCCGAGGUGCGCUUUGAGCCCCGCCACAAGCCCACGCGCUUUCUCAGCACCACCAUCGUCUACCCCAAGUACCCCAAGACCGUCUACACCACCACCCUGGAUUACAACUGCCGCAAGACGCUGAGGAGGUUCCUGUCCAGCGUGGAGCUGGAAGCCGCGGAGUGCCCUGGCAGCGAUUACCUCUCGGAUGAGUGCUGAGGAUGAGUGCCCACUCCGUCCAGCCCAGGGGAGGCCAGCCUCGCGAUACCUCUACCCGGCCCGGGGAAGGACAGCAAAUGUCCUGGCAUCUUCUAAUUCUUGAGAGAAUUUGGGUUUUAAAAUAUUGUUCAAAUUGUUUUUGAAAGGAGCAUAUGUCCUAGUUUGCUGCUGUAUAGUUUCCCCAGAGUCUCAAUUCGAUGAGAAAAUACAAAGAUGACUGGAGCAAAAGGAAAAUGGCCACGACUUGAAAUAGGGAGGGAGAGCUCUUUUUCCAUUGGUCAGUGUAUCUGAGGAAGAGCGUGGAAAAAGUCUCUGGGAUGGAAAAAGUGAGUUUUCAGAAAUUUCAGCCCCGGGUGUCUUCACUGCUCGAAAGUGGUGCUAAUUCAGCAAGCUGUGACACCCAUAUGGGUUCAAUCUGUGGAGAGUUGAGUUCCAUUCCAUUUUUUAUUUCCAUUUCCAUUUGUAUUUCCUGUUAACCAAAACUCUUGGAAUUCUCUAAAUCUUUUUCACGAUAUCAAAAAACCCCAAACCACAACAGAAGAUGCCUUUUAAAAAAGAAAGAAAGAAAAGGGUCACCCUGUUCUGGCCGCCUCAGGAGGGUCAGGUCAGCGCCAGUUGAGUUGGGAGCAUUGGCUUCUGUUCGGCUUCCUCCCCCAGCUGCAAGGUUGGGGAGCUCGGGCUCUGGCAAAGCCCUUCACACCCUUGGCAUUUGGUCAUGUCUCCACAGGCUUGUGUAACUCUCCUGAUAUGUAUUUUGGGGUUUCCAAAUUCUUUCCUACUUUUUUUUUUUUUAAUUUUCAUAAAACAAAACAGUGAGGGCCCUUUUGAGAAAACCAGCAUUUUAAAAGGAUGCUUUGGAAAAACACUUUGGGGACUCCGAGGUGGGGGUUCACUCACCACGAGGACUGAUGAUCACACCUGGGACUUGAUGUCAGCUGGGAGAAGGCAGGUACAGAUGUUUCUGGUGAUCUGGCUCAUUAGGAUGAGUGUCCUCCCCAAGGACUCUGGGUGGCCUCCUCCUUAAGGCUUGGAGCGUGUCCUCAUCAAGGAGGGAUUCUGCCAGUGCCUUAGGUGUAAGCUAAGAAAGCAAGGAAGUCUGCCUCCCCGCUCCUGCCCCAGGUUAGGCCAAGGGGAAUUCAGAACAGAGCGUGAUGCCACGAGUCUGACUGUGCUCCUGGGCCCUGUCGUGAUGGUGUAUGUUUCUUUUAAGUGUUCAUUUUAGUGUAAGUUACAAUCACAGCGCUGGGUGUGAAUUAAAGAAACUAUGUGAAUUCACUGAGCCAGCUGCAGAAACCAGGAGGGGGUGGUGGCUGGGCACCUCCGAGCUUCAGUCCUUGGCCCCCUGACCCUUCUCUCUCCUGCCUGUCCAUGGGGGUUUUGAGCAGAAGUGUCGCAAAUGGUUUUUUCUCUUCCAAUAUUGCAAAGAACAAACUGGAGAUUUCCUUCGAAUAUAUCCAAAUUAUGUCAAGUGCUCAAAGGUAUAGAAUAUUAUGAGCAUGAACUCCCGCUGUAUUUCUGGGUUUCUGUUGAUAGUUUCCAUCUGUCCUGAAAGCAGAAUCAAUAGCUCUGUGGGUAUCCUGGAGCCGCAGCAGGGACCAAGGAAGAGAGCAGGUGUGAUGAUAAUCACCCUCAUUUCAAGUCAUUGGAGACCUAGGGUGUCAAAUUGCCUGGUGUCCUCUUCAGAUUUAACAACACCUGUGUCUGCCAUGCCCCUGAUUGGAUGCAUCCUCUUGGUGGAGCCUGCCGUUAACUUGAAGGUCCUGAAUUUGCCAGAGGAAAGCUCAGCAGGGACCCCUGCAGACAGGAACCCUGUAGUCCCAGUCAUCACGCUGCGAAAGAGUAAAUUGCACAGCAUUUACUGAUAAAAAUGGAUUUUUCUCUGAUUUCGUGAUCUUGUCCUUUAAGUGGCAAAUGUAAUUUUUAAAUUAUGUGAAGAGAAUUCUCAAGGUUUUGCUCUGGCCACAUGGGGACACUUGAAUGAAUUCAGAACAGUAUUGUGGGCAGCUGGGUGGGAGAGACUGUGGGAAAACAUGACCUUUAAACAUAACAUGUUGAACAUAGCAAUGAUCAUGAGAUUGUUUUGGUUUAGGGGGACUGGGUCAAGUUCAGGUAAAUCAUUCUAGGCAUGGGGAGACUCUGAAAUAGAUCAGUCAAGUAAGUGUAAGUGAGCGAUUGUGAAUUUGUAAUGUAAAUGGAAAAGCAGGCUUUGUUUUAAGUUAUUCACUAGGGAACCAGCUGUAGUUCUUUCGUAGCCUUUCUUUUUCUCCAAACCUGCUUAGCUGAGAGGUACAGAAAAGGAAGCAGGUGAAGACACAAUGGGACACUUUAGGGUGGAUCAAAUGACAUGGCUCAGUGGUGGAUUCAAGUCAGUAACAUUCCUAAGCAUGUCUGGGAGAUACAGUUUACUUAUUAAUUAAAAAGAUUUCUCAGUUUCUUAAAUUAUGACUUUCAUAGAGUAGUAAGGAGGAUUUGUCCUUUCAGAGAAAAGUUGUUUUCAAGUCACAGACCUUUUAAAAAGAAUGAAUACCUUCAUUUGACACUUUUCCUGUUUCUAACUAUAGAAAAUCCAGAAUAGUAUUUGACAAACUAUUUUUAAAAUUCGCCUUUGAUAUCUGUCCCACUCCAUUUUGCUUUGUGACUGUUUCAUUUAACAAUAAAUUAUCUUUAAAAAAUUAUUUGUCUCUCUUUUUAAAAGUAAAAAUAGAAUGUUUGGUUAAGAAAAAUGGAUCCUCAUCUUGAAAAAAUUUUUUGACAUGAUUGUAUUUUAAUAGCAUGAUACUUUUUAAUUUUAUUUUUAUAUUCCCCAUACAAUUGCAACCCCCUUAUUUUGACCCCAAUCUCUCCUUUCCCCGCCCCCUACCCCCCAUAGAGUGUCUCUGGUUCAUAGUUGUUUGUUGAUUUUGAUUUUCACUUUCUUAUAGUUAUUCAUUUUCCUGGUCCCUUAUUUAGGUUUUCUAGAUUCCUGCUAUGAGUGAGACCAUCCGGUAUUUUUCUUUUUCUUUCUGGCUUAUUUCGCUGAGCAUGAUCCCUUCCAGCUCCAUCCAUGUUAGCAUGAUACUUUUAACUGGGUGUUGCUUGCCCUCCCUUAGGGAAUUUUUCAAGGGGUCCCGGCAUACAGUUUUUAGGAAUUUGUUCCCAGACUGGAUGAAUCUUUUUUCUAAAACUAUUUGCUCUGAGGUUAAGCCUCUGAGCAGCAAGGUUCCAGCCCCCCUCCCUCCCUCCCCUUCCAAAUGACUUUGGGCCCACAUUGCAGAAGAAAUCCCAAGUUCUCACCUCCCGUACCUCAUAAAGCAAGGCAGUGGCAAGGAUGACACUUUCCAUUUAAUAGCCUCACAUUUCAACCUCAGUCUUCCCUGAGGGAAAGUCCCUUUGGGCAAAGCAAAGUGAGGGUAGACCGAAAUCAUGAAAGUGAAGACAUCUUAUUUCACGCAAGGGGCAAAUUCAUGGCAAGACUCUGCUAGUUUUUAAGUUACAUGCAAAUAAAUGUCUUGGGAAUGCGUAUUAUCAUUCCUAUGAAUUUUGAAGCCAGUCUCUUUUUAAUAGAAAUUAAGUUUAAUUUGGUUGAUUGGGAUGACAAUGAGGGCUGAUUUUGCCAGUUAGGUUACAUGGUGUAAAUUUUCCAUAAAAUGAAUGUGUUAAUCAGCAGUGCUGAACUUUCAGUUCAAAGUAUGUUGAAACUAAUAUUUCAGUUUUUCCAAGUUUCCUAAGAAUAUCUGAUUAAGCAGAUGCCCUCAAGACAAACAGUAGUAGGCAUAAUUAAUAAUAAAAUGACAAAUCUUAGGCAGUCUUUUUGGUAUACUUCCCAGAAACUUAAGAAGUAGAUGACCCUAAUGAUUAGGUAAUGAAUCCUCUUACAAGGAGUGCCUCUUUUCAAAAUUAAAUUCUAAUAACUUGAUUUGAGUAUAAUCACUAUCAAGUAGUUUAUUUAUAUCAUGAUUUCCCAAAGUGCUUUCUGUAGAAUAAAAUAAAGUUCUAUGAUCAAGUAAGUUUGGGGAAAUGAAAAGCUCAACAAUGCUAGCUAUGUUUGUGGCAGGGCUGCCUGGAAGUUUGCAUUAAUCAGCUUUUGCUGCAUAAGCACCACCACAGAAUCACAGUGGCUGCAGCAGUGAGCGUUUGUUUCUUGCUCACAAGUCUAUAGGUUUGAUAGGGUAGUUCUGCCAGUGGAUGGGUGUUGAGUUCAAGUUUUUCCACUUGGCUCUGAAGCUGGCUAGAGUGGUUACCUGGGGCACAAUCUUCUCAGAGGUAAAAAGUCACCAGAGGAACAAGUAGAAUUGUACAAUACCUUUUAAGGUCUACACUAGGAACGGACCCAGGAUUCUACCCAAAGUGAGUAAUUAGCCAAAUCAGGUUGUCUGAUUAAACCUGAUGUCGGGGAGCCAGGGAUGUGAGUGGAAGGAAUAUUCAAUUCAACAGGAAUUCAUUCAACAUGCAAUAUGCACGGAGAAUCUUCAAAGGGGAAGAACUUCUAUGUAACAUUUUUCCAAACUCAUUGGACCAGAGAACCCAUGAGCUUUGCAUAGGACCAAUGUUUAUUUGGAAUGCACUUGGAGAGGUGCUAGUGUAUAUGUGUAACGAUCAAGUCUGAUCAGGAUAACCAAAAUCAUAUUAGCUAUUCCCAACAGAAGGAAGUUCAUACGGAGAGCCCGUCUCACAGCUGUUUGGAAGACUAAAAGAACAAAAACAGGACCCUGAAGUAACCCAGUUACUAGUAACUACAGGAAGCAGCUCCCACCUCUAUAAUCCCCUUAUGGCAAGUUUCACCUUAAGAAGCUAGAAAAAGAUCAAAUUAAACCCAAAGUCAAAGGAAGGAAGGAAAUAAUAAAGGUUCAGCUGAAAUAGGAACAAAUGAUUGUGAACUUUUUUAAACAAAAAUGUACUUUGAAAAAAUGGAUAAACCUCAGCUAGAUUAAUCAAGAGACAUAAAGCAUGAAUCAUUAAUAACAGGAUGAAAUAGAGAUCCUCCUAUCAAAAUUAUAAUAAGGUAAUAUUAGGAACAACAGUGUGCCAAUAAAUUUGACAAUUUAAGAGAGAAUAUGGAAAAAUUCCUUUAAAAAUUAUUGUUCCAAACUGACACAGAUGAAAUAGAAAAUCUGAAAAAACUCAGACUUUGAUAAAUAUAAACCUCUUCAAAGAUUCCAUUAAGAAAAUAAAAGCCACAGACCAAGAAAAAGAUAUUCACAAAUGUUGGCAAAGGACUUAUAUUUAGAAUCUAUAAACAGCACCUACGAGUCAACAUCAAAAGACAAACAACCCAAUUAAAAUGUACAAGAGACUUGAGCAGACAUUUCAUGAAGGAAUAUAUAUGGAUGAAAAACAGUCACAUGAAAAAGUAUUCAACAUUGUUAGCUGUCAGGGAAAUGCAAAUUAAAAUCACAAUGAAAUAUCACUACUUAUCUAAGAGAAAUGAAAACAGGUCUGCAAAAGGCUGGUUACACAAGAAUGUUCUUGACAGUUUUAUUCCCAAGAGCAGUAUGCUACAGUAACUGAAAUGUCCAUCAACAAGAGAAUUAAUAAGCUCAUGCAUAUUCAUAUGAUGGAAUACUAUUUAGCAAUAAAAAGGAACGAAAGGUUGUUACAUGCAACUUGUGAAUAAAGCUCAAAGAAAAUGCUGAUGUGCACCAAAGAAUACAUACUGCAUGAUUCCAUAUAUGUUUGACAUUCUAGGACAGAAAAUAUUAAUCCCAGCUGAAAAAAAAUAAGAAUAGUGACUACCUUUUUCCUUCUGACUUAUUUUAUUUAGCAUAAUCCCCUCCAGUUCCAUCCAAGGCAAAUAUCAAAGGUUUCACUCAUAUGUAGAAUAGAGAGAAACAAAGACAAAGGAUCAUUCAGACAAAACCAAACCAAAAAUAAACCCUAGAAAUCUGACUGUAGAAUUAAAGUUACGUGGUGGGGUGGGGGGUAGAGAGCAAAGUUUGGAAGAUACCCAGUGAACUAUGAGGUAGGUCUAUGGGCACCUUGGUCAUGGGUGGGUGUAGUGUGGUAACAUAUCUCUGACAAGAUGUGAUCUGUACCUCUGAAUUAUAUACAGUGUGUAAACCAACAUUACCUCAAUAAUAAUAAUAGUGAUAGUGACAAUAAUGAUAAAUAGUGAUUGCCAACAUGGGUGACUGGGAAGGACAUGAGAGAACUUUCUUUGGAGAUGGAACUUUCUUUGGAGAUGUUAGGAAUGGGUCACAUGGGUACAUACCUUGUCAAAACUGUAUAGCUAAUAUUUAUACUUUCUAAUACUAUUUUUGUCUCAAAGAAAAGAAUCAUAAAAAAUGGAAACAGUUGAAUGGAGGGUUGGGGAGUAGGUAGAGAUAAAGAUAAAACAAGAAUGCUAGAAUAUUUUUGUACAUUUAAAUUUACACAGUCACAUGUCAAAUUUCUGCAAAUAAAUAAAAAUUGUCAGAAGAGUAGUGGAAUGUUAAAAAAAAAAUCUAGAAAUGGGGUGAUAGGUACAUGGGAUUUUAUUAUGCUAUGUUUGUGUUGUAUGUAUUUGAAAAUUUCCAUAAUAAAAACUCAUAAAAGUAUCUUCACUGUUUCUUUGACACAAUUUGAGUGCUCAUUUUAAAAAAAUCAGAAAACACACAUUGACAAAUAUAACAAACUCUCAUAACUUUCUCAAGAGGUAAACCCCUGCUAAUUUUUUUUGAGAAUUAUAGCUUUUGCUGGUGGUAAAAAUGGGC